AUGGCUAAUAAACACGAUCAGGCCUCAACCAACUACAAGGAAGCGUUCUCGCUCUUCGACCGUCGCGGUACUGGCCGUGUGUCCGGUGAUCUACUGGGCGAUCUGCUCCGCGCCUGUGGACAGAACCCCACGCUGGCGGAGAUUAGCGAUCUGGAGAAGUCUGUUGGUAGUGAAUUUGACUUCGAUUCCUUCCUCAAGGUCCUGAACCGCCCCGGUGGUUUCCGCGAGCCCGGCGAACCAGAGGAAUACUGUCGAGGAUUCCAAGUCUUCGAUAAAGAUAUGACAGGAUUUAUUGGAGUGGGACAACUGCGCUACAUCCUCACCAACCUCGGCGAGAAGAUGUCCGACGAAGAAGUCGACGAGCUCCUUAAGGCUGUUGAUACCAGCUCUGGCGAAAUCAACUACACUGAUCUCGUGCGCACCAUUCUGGCUAACUAA
This is a messenger RNA of Penicillium malachiteum, 438 nucleotides long. RefSeq lists its product as uncharacterized. Lineage: Eukaryota; Fungi; Ascomycota; Eurotiomycetes; Eurotiales; Aspergillaceae. The transcript has 3 exons. Gene Ontology annotation, cellular component: myosin II complex. The record is from RefSeq and is a predicted model, not a curated record. Gene Ontology annotation, molecular function: calcium ion binding. The coding region runs from base 1 to 438 and encodes 145 amino acids. Gene Ontology annotation, biological process: mitotic actomyosin contractile ring assembly.